This is a messenger RNA of Linum tenue, 1623 nucleotides long. The record is from the annotation of a GenBank genome assembly. Lineage: Eukaryota; Viridiplantae; Streptophyta; Magnoliopsida; Malpighiales; Linaceae.
AUGGCUGCCGCAGCGGAUUACUUCAUCUUCCUCCUUUCCCUCGCGGCUUCAUCAGUACUAAUUUCCACUUCCCAUUCUCGAACUGUUGUUGAAGAUCUUGCAACGCUGAAACCUCCGCCGGACUUCGACGCGAUGCUCCGAACCAACUGCUUACACAACCCGUCUCACCGGUACUGCGGCUUCUCCCCUGCCGACAUCGACGCCGUCUUCAAGUCCACAAUCGUCGCCAGCUACCUCUGCAACGAGUCCCGAAACCCAAACUGCGUUGAGUCUUUCCCCAGAAUCGAUCUCCGGAACCGCCCCACAAUCGCCCCGCUCUAUCUAUCUUUCAAUUUCUUCUGGAAGUACUGCCCCAUAAGCAUCAACUCCAUCGAUUUCUCCAACAAUUCCAUCACCGGAAGCUUCCCCGCCGACAUCCUGCUCUGCACCCAAAUCAAGUCCCUCGAUUUCAGCCACAAUCGGCUCACUGGCGAUCUCCUGAUCAAAAGCUUCGACCCUCUCACCAACCUGUCGUCCCUCAACCUGUCGUACAAUUUCUUCUCCGAGGCCAAGAUCUCGGAUUCCCAAUCCUUCCUUCGCCGGUUCAAUUCCUCCAGUUUUAUCGAUUCCGGCCUCCUCCCCUGUCCCAGAACUUUCACCCUCAAGGCGGUGCUUCUAUUGGUUGCAUUUCCAGUAUCCGUCAUUCUUAUCAUCUGUUGCUUCGGGUGGCUCUGUUUCCGUCGACCGGACUAUCUCCCGCGAUUUCUCCGGCCACAGCACCGUUUCACCCCAUCGAUGCUCCGGGCUGCCACGGACGGGUUUUCCAGGAAGAAUCUGAUAUUAAAGACCGAAGAAUUUCGUAUAUUCAGAGGAAGGCUGCGAGAUGGAUGUGAAGUCAGGGUCGAGAUUCGCUUAAACGACAUCGAUCUUCACCACCAUCAUCAUCACACAAACAUUACAUCCGAGUUUGUGGAGGAAUGCAAGGUUCUAGUUCAGCUCCGCCACAAGAACUUGUUACGAGUGAUGGGAUGGUGUGCAAGCAGAGAAAUGCGAGCCGUGGUGACAGAGUGGACCGAAGGCGACGACGUGGAAAUGUGGCUGUCAGGAUCCUGUCCUCCAUGGAAACAGAGGCUCAAAAUCCUGAUGGGGGUUGUUGAAGGAAUGUGCUACCUUCAGGAGAACUGGCCUGAAGUUGGUUACGACCUCAGGACAGGAAGCUUGCUUCUCCGCUACAACAACCUGGAGCCUCUCAUUACUAGAUUCAAAGUCGGAGAGGACAACUUUAACUCCAAAAAGGUGUACAAGCUAGGAGUGCUGCUGUUGGAGCUGAUAACGAAUCGACGGCCGAGGGAAGAAUUCGAGAGGGGAGAGGCUGGGUUCGUCGAGUUCGUCAGAGCGAAUUACCCAGAAAACUUGGGAGGGAUAAUUGAUGACAGGAUGAUGUUGCCGGAGAACAUGCUGGAUCAAGCUAAAAGUGGGGUCGGAUUGGGGCUGAUGUGUACCGAUGUGUCGAUGAGCAAACGGCCGAGUGUUCAUCACAUACAUGACAUGAUACGGAGGGCGUAUAAGGCUUGUGUGGCCUUGACGUCCCAGAAUUGCGAAACCAGAAGAAAUCGUAGGGAUGGUGGGAAGGGACAGAGAUAG